Messenger RNA from Megalops cyprinoides (Indo-Pacific tarpon), 1486 nucleotides. Its product is annotated as chemokine-like protein TAFA-2. Bases 516 to 914 code for a protein of 132 amino acids. The transcript has 5 exons. Gene Ontology annotation, molecular function: receptor ligand activity. Lineage: Eukaryota; Metazoa; Chordata; Actinopteri; Elopiformes; Megalopidae. The record is from RefSeq and is a predicted model, not a curated record.
UUUCGUUCCAGCGACAGCGCAUCGGACCAUACAGCAUCUCCACCACGGCACUCCAAAAGCAGUCUCAGAGGACGAAAAGGAGGCUUUCAAAACAAAAGGAAGAGGAAUACAGAAAUGGCUGAGCGUUUUGUUUUAACGCUUGGCAUAAUUUGUUAACGCGACAUGGUAAUUGCUCGUUGAUUUCAAGUUGUCAACCUUUUUUACGACGAUGAAGUACUAAGAGCGAACUGCAGCGGCCAGGAACUUUGCGAGGCCCCUCGUCACUUCUCACCUGUGCGUCCGAAGUGGGAGUUCGGUGGCGCGGAAGAUAGCGACAUAAUUGCAGACUUUUCAGGAUUCGGAGCUUGAAUAUUUGGGAAAACUUAAAAUUACAUUCCGAGUUCCCAGGUGAUGUGUGUCGUGGGAGCCUUUUCAUGUAAGGGAAAGGAUACUUCUUGUCGCUUUAUUUUCGACAAUGGAGCGCUAAUGAAAAGGGUAUUUUCGUUGGAUUAAGCUGCAAAUACCGCACCAACAGAAUGCGGGAGAGAGACCUACAGAGCAUGUGCAAAUGGGCUCUGCUGCUGACCUUCUGCCUGGUGUCUUUGUGGGGGAGACUGGCAUUGGCAUCAUCACACAGAAGUCAUAUAGUGCACGUCAAAGCUGGGACCUGUGAAGUCAUUGCAGCUCAUCGCUGCUGCAACAAGAACAAGAUCGAGGAAAGAUCUCAGACAGUCAAGUGCUCCUGUUUCCCGGGGCAGGUUGCUGGGACGACGAGAGCUGCUCCGUCCUGUGUGGAUGCAUCCAUAGUUGCACAGAAAUGGUGGUGUCAAAUGCAGCCCUGCCUUGAUGGGGAAGAGUGCAAAGUGUUGCCAGACCUGACUGGGUGGAGCUGCAGCACAGGAAACAAAGUCAAGACAACCAAGGUCACGCGAUAGUCCCGCCCCCUUCCUGAUCAGAGCACCCAGCGAUGGACAUCCUUUUGUAUAUGUAUAGCGACCAUAAGAAGAAUGGCCCUGCGCUCGGUUCUGCCGUGCAAGUGGACUUGAAGGCCCAGCCUGUUACUGUGGACGGGAAGGGGUGGGAGGCAGGCGCUCAGCCAUGCAGCGUGGGGGAAAAGACUCACCUCGCCUGAACAGGUGCAAGAAUUUGACCUGGAGGGCUCUGUGUUCUUGUAAACAUGUGACCAUGAAGACUACCAAUCUAUUCCAAUACCCUGUGUUUAUUAUCCCGGCUACUGUACUUCUACUUUGUGCGUACUUACAGUGGAUUGGGACACCAACCUUUAACUGCUCUUCAUCCAAUGGUAAACACUGGGAUUAUUCAACACAAGCCUGUUGAAGGAGACAUAUUGUAUCAUAAAUCUGACUUUAGAUCUCCGACACGUGACAGCGAUUGUUUUUUUUUUUUCCCAACCCACAACCAGUACAGUGGCUCCAAAUGUAUUUGUGUUCAGGAUCUAUUUUGCCCAUAAGCGCUUAGAGUACAUUCAACUUUUUAUGAAUUGAAG